GGGCUUAGGAGUAGUGUUAAAAGUCUAAGAAGAUACCACUUUUCAAAUGAAUCAUGAAACUGAAAUACUUUGCGAAGCAAUUAAGGAUGGAACAUGAGGCUGCCCAGCUAGAAAAGCAGCACGUGCAUAGCGUGUAUGAAAAUACAGCUGCCUACUUUAAUGACCUGCAGAGCAAAGCGUGGCCUCGUGUUCGGAACUUUCUGCUGGAGCAGAAGCCUGGCAGUCUCGUCGCUGACAUAGGUUGUGGAACUGGAAAGUAUCUCAGCGUCAACACUCAGGUGUAUAAUCUCGGCUGUGAUUACUGUGGACCGUUGGUAGAGAUUGCAAGGAAGAGAGACGAUGAAGUUCUGGUGUGUGACAACCUUAACCUUCCUUUCAGGGACCAGUGCUUCAAUGCAGUCAUUUCCAUCGGAGUGAUCCAUCAUUUCUCAACUAAACAUAGAAGAAUCAAAGCAAUAAAGGAAAUGGCAAGGGUAUUGAUACCCGGAGGGCAGAUGAUGAUUUAUGUUUGGGCUAUGGAACAAAAGAACCGUCGCUUUGAGAAACAAGACGUGUUUGUUCCUUGGAACAAGGCCUUGUGCUCACGGCAUUUCUCAGAAUCGAAUCAGUCUGGAGAUAAGGCUGAGUUUGUGCACGCUGUAAAAACCCGAGACGUAGACCCGGCCCAGCUGGUCAUCUCUGAUUGCAGCUACCAAACCAGUCUGCAGCCAGAAACCGAUCCAAAACAUGCCCGCAACACGGACCACUGCUUAUCCAGAGCCUGCUGCAUGAAAAUUUCUGAAGAAGAAAACCGAUUUUACACUGCUCUGGGAAGAUCUUUCCGCUCAUGGUUUUUCUCCAGGUCACUUGAUGAAUCAGCCCUGAGAAAGCAAACUGACAAAACGAAGCCCCCGAAGAAUGUCGGAGAAUGGGCCGACAGCACCCUGCCCAUUCAGCACUCGCGCCACUGCAGUUUGGAUCUGGGUCACCACGGGGCACUGCUAAAAGAACAAAGUUUAGAUGACGAUGACGUGUUCGUGGAAAGCCUGCCUCUCAAAAAACCACCGUGGUCACCAGCCGUAGAUGCACUGAAGGAUUUGAGUUUAAAUGGAGGACACCAAAGCGUAGCUGGGGGCAAGAGUGAAGAAGCUUCAUUUACGAACGGCCCGGUGGAAGACAGGGACUACAGCUGCGGUUGCAAUAAAGAUGGUGCUGGUAAGUCUAAUGCCAGCAAGUUUCUCAAAAGAACUUCAACAGCUGACUCCACUGACUCCGCUCUGGAUUCAGCAGUGUCUGUUGGGGACCAAACUGAUGCCACGUUGGAUGCAAAAGCCUUCAUGCGUUAUUACCAUGUAUUUCGGGAAGGGGAGCUGUGCUCCCUGGUAGAGGAGAACGUGCCUGAGCUUCGGAUACUUUCUUCCUGCUACGACCAUGGGAACUGGUGCAUUAUUGCAGAGAAAAGAGGAACGUAGCUGGGAAGAGAACAAAGCAGAGUUCAGUGACUGAGGAUUUUGAGCUGCUCCUGGUGUUCCUGUGGUUGUGCGGUGUGACCUGGAGUUUGAAUCUCAUGUAGUCGUGUGCCAUUCGUUUCUGAGUCAUUAUCUCCCUGCCUAUUUAACUAUCUAAUGCAAGGGCACAGCUUCAGCUGGUGUUGAUUUUGUGACCUUUAAUGGAGCUGCACAGAUUCACCCCAGAGAUCAACCCUUUCGAUACAGCGGUUUGAGAGACCCACGUAAUUAAGGUGUCUGCCCUAUCAGUGAGCAAAUAACUUUGAUUACAAAGCAACAGGAGUGAAAUACCAAACUUCUACAGUCUGUAAGUAGAUGGAUUUGGGGUUGUUCAGUAGAAAGCCCUGAUGGUGCUGAGUAAUUUUUGGUGUAGCUGCCCAGGAGAAUUCCCACGUGGCAAUGUAUUAUAGAUUUAUCUAUUGGACCGAUGCCUGUAGAACAAUCAUCUUUGUCUUCCUCAUAGUCUGGGGUCCCUGGGGUGCAGUCAAGCAGGUUGAUGAGAUCUGGGGUAAACUGAGAAAGAAAAGGCUUCCGUUCUCUUCACAACAGAGGCUUACCGUCCCUGUAAGAGGCUGGAUCUGUGUUUCAGGCUCUAGUAAAAACUUUCUGCUCUAGCAGCUGUAUGAAAAGACCCGUCAGCUCAAAGCCACUGAGGUACUUUAAACUGUUUGUGUGUUUCUAGAUGAUCCUUGCGUUGUUUGAUUAGAGAUUCUUGCCUGGAGAUGCUUUUCAAAAUUAUUUAUUUCUGUAUUGGAUCAUCUCUUGUUUUGAGCUGAUGCCGUUAAGUUGCGCCACAUACAAAUUUGAAUUGUAUUGUUAUAAAUUCCUGGGGGAAGGAAAAGGAAGGUUUGGUAAACUGCUUUCUUUUCAAAUAUUCAGCCUUCUGACUGACCGGGCGUCAGUCAGCUGGGGUCAUGAACGUGAGGUCGUGCAGACCUCAAUUCUUUAUUCCCGUAUCCAGUCUCCCAUCUGUCUGUGGAGGCUGCCCAGGUCUGUAACAGCUUUAUCAUUUCAUAAGAAGCCAGAUGACCUCACUCGGAGCAUGGCAAACGUCUCUCUUGAUUGGUUUCUCUUUUGAUGAGGCUCAUCUUAGGCAGAAUGUAAUUUCCAGAAGAAUCCAUGUGAUCCCAAUCUUUAAUAGCUUACAGGCAUACUUAACGUGCUCAGAGAAGUGGGUAUAUCAUUGAAAAAUCUAUAGUCUAUAUAAAUAAAUAAAACCCAGUUGUCCUUGCAUGCUAAGACUCUCAGCAAUAUCCAGACCGCAAGAUCUGACUGUUAUAAAGCAAGAGGUAAUUAUGUCCUUGCGUUUAUUGUCUGACAGAUGGGCAAUAUUCUCACCCGUUAUGCCAGUAACAAACCUGCUUCUGACUGCAGUGGGCUGGGAUUGCUCCUGAGCUGCUCAUCCAGCUUUAAGUGGCAUGUGGAGAAGUCUUGGUUACACGAGAAAAGAUUUCCUGGGGUUUUUUUUUACAGUUUAAUUUACUGAUACUGUCGUCAGUCUGAACUGGCUGAAGAAAAGCUGCUACCUUAUUACUCUGACAUCCAAAUGGACAACUGCAAUAAAAAAGAUACAGUUGAACACAGUUAUUUUUGAAGGAUUAAUACAAUUGCAAUCUUUGAUAAAUGACAUUUUGUCGUUUUUUUUUUUUAAUGCAUGAAAAUAUUUAUAUUGGAAAUGAAGAAAUAUAGGUUUGGGGUUUUUUUGUACUAAUGGUGCCUAAUUUACUUUCUUCCAGGCUUAUGGUGUAGGAAUUUUAAAAGCACAGGUGAGGAACGAAACCUAUAAAUAUUCUAGCAGAUUUUUUUUCUGGUAGAUGUUUAUGUACAAGUUACUUAUGUGCACGGUUUAAAAUGCCGAGUGAAGAGCUGCGGGUGUUCCCACCAGCAGAACGUUGUUACUGAACCUCCUGGGUAGGUUCUGAAUAGAAAUAAUGGCUCUGAUCCCGUGUCCUCCCUGCAAUGUCGUGUCUCCAUCAGAUGCAUUCAUAUCCCGGUUGGGCUGCGUUAGUAUCGGCAUUGUGCUGGAUCUGCUGGUCUGCCCGCUGUCUCGCUCAGCACUUUCACAGGGUUUGUGGCUACUUUAGUGCGCCAGGAAAAUGAAGUGUGUCAGUGUUAAAUAUAUACAACUGUAUAUCUGUUUCAUGAAUUCAGCAUUUUUUAUUCUUACAGUACAUGAACUUUGGCAGCUGCCGUUGAGUUUAUCUUCCAAUCUUCCGGUUAAAACCAUGCUUAGGUACUGCUCGUAGUCAAUUCUUUGUCCAUACCUGCAACUUAUUCUCUAGUAUUUGACAGAAAAUGAAUCCUACUUGGUUAAAAUAGUA
Messenger RNA from Chroicocephalus ridibundus (black-headed gull), 3808 nucleotides. It is a transcript of the gene TRMT9B, whose product is annotated as tRNA methyltransferase 9B (putative). Gene Ontology annotation, biological process: tRNA wobble uridine modification; tRNA methylation. The record is from RefSeq and is a predicted model, not a curated record. Gene Ontology annotation, cellular component: nucleus; cytoplasm. Bases 54 to 1451 code for a protein of 465 amino acids. Gene Ontology annotation, molecular function: tRNA (5-carboxymethyluridine(34)-5-O)-methyltransferase activity; tRNA binding; S-adenosylmethionine-dependent methyltransferase activity. The transcript is spliced from 5 exons. Lineage: Eukaryota; Metazoa; Chordata; Aves; Charadriiformes; Laridae.